CUGGCGGCGGAAUAGCUCUGCGGUCGCCAGGCAACCGCCCUGACGCAACGCAAAAGAACGUCCCUUCAAAAAAGAACGGUGCGGAGAAUUCGCAGCGCUCCGGAGCUCGGGAGCUCGGGAGCUCGGGAGGCGGGAGCCGAGCUCCGAGGGCGGGCACAGGCUGGCAGCGGGGACCGCGACAGCUCCGACGACACGACUGGAGCUCUAGAAGGUAUACAGCUAGAAGCAUUGGAUCCCAAAGGGAGGGGCAGCCACUCGCACAGGACUCUGCAAACCAAGCCUUUCUGGGUGAAGGUCCCUGGGAGAAUGCAGACCUACUUCCUGCAGUCCCUUCUGCUUUGACUUGCACACUUCCAGCAAGCAUAGAGAGAUCUUGGAGGAGGCUGUCCCAGAGAUUUCCUGCUGACGCUUGUCUGAUCCUGCCUUCUGUGAAGCAUGGCCGCCACAGGAUUAUGGGACAAAUCAUAGACCCUGAGCGGCACAGCUGCUCUGAGAGGCACACUCUCCAGCCUUGCUUGGCUCCAGGUGCUGCCAAGCCUUGAGACUCACUCCCAUCCAAACAAUGCCUGCAGGAGCCAUGGCCACAGCCGUAUGAGACCAUUACAGAGCAUUGACCUUGCUACCCAGCAAGCCUCCCGCGUGGCCCCCACCACCUCCCAUGUCUGGCUACCAAGGCAGACUAGAGAAUGUCUGUGCCUCGGAUCCAAGUGGAAGAAGUGGGUGAGAAAGACAGAUCAUUGGGGGCAGCCGUACCUCCCGAUGAUCACCUCCUCAGCCUGAAGGCCCUCACUGAGAAGCUGAGGCUGGAGACCCGAAGACCUUCCUACCUGGAAUGGCAGGCCAGGCUGGAGGAGCAGACGUGGCCUUUCCCGAGGCCAGCUGCCCAGCAAGAGGCAAGUCUGGAGCAGGGAGCAUGUGGGGGCGGAGAGCCUUCGAUGCCUCUAGGGGAGCCCAGAGAGCCUCUCCCACCUGCCAGGAGUGCUAGCAGGGGUGACAGGCCACUGACCACGGGCAAGCUGGAAGGCUUCCAGAGUAUCGAUGAAGCUAUAGCCUGGCUCCGAAAGGAACUGGCAGAGAUGCGGCUCCAGGACCAGCAGCUGGCCAGGCAGCUCAUGCGCCUCCGAGGAGACAUCAACAAACUGAAGAUCGAGCAGACCUGCCGCCUGCACCGGAGGAUGCUCAACGACGCUGCCUUUGAGCUGGAAGAGCGGGAUGAGCUGUCCGACCUCUUUUGCGACUCCCCCCUGGCAUCCUCUUUCAGUCUUUCCACACCACUCAAGCUCAUUGGCGUCACCAAAAUGAACAUCAACUCCAGAAGGUUCUCUCUCUGCUGAGAGCCUUGGGAUGGAAGGGGGACCAGGGUCAAGGGUGAGAGAGAGGGCUCGGACCAAGUCGCCCAGAGUGAGUCUCUCUGAGGCCAUGCUUGGGAUUGAAAGGCACCAGGACCUGGUGCUAGGAUACCAGGGGCUUCAGCUCUGCAUACUUGGGUCUUCAUGUUCAAGGCCCAAAGAGUCUGCAGACACUAUGUAAGACAGGGCUCUCAGCAGGAUCCCUGUGGCCUUCCCCUCUGUGGUCAACUUUCCUGUGUCCUAGAAUCACUGGUGCUAUGAUGAUGAAUCCCAAAGGGGACACCCCUCCCACACCCCCACCAAAGCUUGUUCUGAUAGAAAGCUCUAGUUUAGGGAAGCUGAGAAGAUCAGAUUGUGUAAAGUAUGCCCGUCUCUCAUGGACUGUUACCACCCUCUUAGUGCUAGCUCUAAUUGCCCCUCUGUAGGAGACUCAGCAACCUGUGCAGGGAUGUGGUAGGACAGGAAAACUUAAGGAAUAACAGGGUGACACAUGGGAAUACAGGCAUCUCUUUGGUGGCCGCCAGCAUCCCUGGGAAGGAGCUCUGCCCAGCUGCUUUGAACUUGAGCCUUGAUGCCACAGGCCAUGCUAUUUCCAGCUUGCUCCAUGACAUAUGACACACGUACCUUGUAUAGCUUUGGUAGAGAAACCCAGGCGCCUUGCUGUCUUCUAUCACAACCACUUCAGUUACCUCACUGCCACCCACAACCCCAGGAGAACACCUAACAGGCCACUGGUCACUGGUGGCUAAACCAGGCAAGAUAGGAGAUAGAUUUCCCACAAGUGAAUUCUACAGGAGGGGGCAUGACAGAGGCCUCCUGGUGGGACGUGAUAUUGUCACCUGCAUCACCUUAACCUCAGCACCAAAGAUCCCAGAGAUCCCCAAAGUCCAUCCUGAGCCUCUCCCAAGACUGUGCCUGAUCUUGGCAAUGGGUUUCAAUUGGACAUGACUGUUAACUAAUGCAUUGCUAACUCAUUAAUACCUGUCUGAGUCUUGUCCAAAUGGAAAACUAGUUGAGUAAGCCAAACAGAGUUUGGACUUUAGUUUUGAGAAUUUUCCCUUAGCAGCAAGCUUAAGAUCAGUAAAAGGUUAAGCUCUUCAAUUCAGGGAAGACCUGGUACAGCACACCUUGCCACAAUCCUGUUAACACAAGUUUCUCAGACUCUGGGUGUGUCUGGUGAGGCCUGCUCAUGAGCAGAAGGGCAAAGUGAAGCCAGAAAGAGAAUGCCUUCCCUCCAGUUACCUGGCCGCUCUGUGACUAUAGACUAUUAAUGUGUGAAAUUACUGUGAGUCAGGCCUAGAUCUUCUGCCAGUGAACUUGAACUCCAAAAGAUGGUACUGAUGCUCCGCCAAACCCACAAGUUGCCAGCUUCUCUCUCCCUCCCUCUCAGCCCCUACUCAUUCUUCUCUGGCCUAACAAUCACUAGUAUUAGGGUUGGGGUUAACAUAACACCCAGAUGGCGGAUCUUUAGCAUUUAAACCACUUGUAUUAGUUCUGUAGUCUACACUGACUGUUCUCUGUAUAUAGCAUUUCUUCCUCCUGGUAAUCCCCAUGAGCUGUGUCCACACACGCCACAACACACCCAGACUGGAAUGGAAAGAUAAUACUGAAUGGUCUCUUCCUUGUGAUUUCAAAGAGCCAGAGGGUUUGUGUUUCUUUUUUUAAAGGUAAAACAAGGUAGUCAAGAUGUUUUAAGAGCCCUGAAGUCCAGGGGCCUUGACCCUAGUCCCUUCCUUUGAGACUACACAAAAUACUGCCAAGUCCCAAGAGGCCUUUAUUUCCUAUCGCCUCCUGCCUCUGAUCACCCCCCCCCAACCCCCGACCCCUGGGUUACAGUCACCACAUCACAUAGAACGUAUGAGAGAAGGACCAUCCCAUAUUCUAAACACAAUGCCAAACUGAUUGUAAUAAAUCAUUAGCCAGGUAUGGUAGUGCAUGUCUUUUAAUCCCAGCACUCAGGAGGUGGAGGGAGGAAGAUCAGAAGUUUGAGACUAGCCUAUGAUACAUAGUAAGUUCUCCAAGGCAUCCUGGGCUAUAUGAGACUUUUAUGGUUAUAAAAGUCACCAGUCAUUAUAGUAACUGACUCCCUUAGCUUAAAGCAAAGCAGAGUGAUCGACUUGUUGUAUGUGGUCAGCAGCUACAUACGUGACUGAGCAGUCUGUGCUCAGCUGGGCAAGCACCCAGCACAUCUUGCUGCUUUUGUUCUCUGAGGAAACUGUGUCCUAGGCAUGGGUUUCAAUAGAUUAGAUGUCUCAGCUUAAGCUGUUCACCCCAAGAGAAUCUUAUUCUGGGAUAAGGAGUGGGGUUGGAGGGGGGAUUGAAGGAGGGGAAAGCCGUUUUGUCUUCUUACCUGCAGUCUAGUGUCUGUGUUAGCUCGUUGCCUUCCGUGGUGAGCUCAAACCAUCAACUGUUUACUCUGGUUGUAGAAUCCCCGCAGAGAUGUCUGUAGGUCAGUGGCAACAUUAGCUGCCUUCCUCAGCCAGCUUCCUGCCUUACUGUAUGUUCACUGUCCUGUUUGGUCUUUCCUCAUUCACCAUCUCUACCCCGUCUCCCAGGUGAGACAGGAGCUGUCCACUGUGCUGCCAUAAGGUCAUGCCCAAUGCCUCCGUGGUCUCAGUAGCAAUCACAGAGGCUUAGAGGGCCUGGCCAGGCCUGGCCGUAGCCUGGCCUCAUCUAACAUCUACCCCUGUAGCAAUACCAAGUGCUAUUACAUAAUCAAUGGACAAUUUACAGUUUUAUUUUUAUGAUUAUUUGUUUCUAUAUUACUGUUAGAAAAAGUGAAAUAAAAAUAUUUC
Messenger RNA from Apodemus sylvaticus (European woodmouse), 4144 nucleotides. It is a transcript of the gene Fam167a, whose product is annotated as family with sequence similarity 167 member A. Lineage: Eukaryota; Metazoa; Chordata; Mammalia; Rodentia; Muridae. The transcript has 4 exons. Bases 687 to 1334 code for a protein of 215 amino acids. The record is from RefSeq and is a predicted model, not a curated record.